Colletotrichum lupini is the source of this 159-nucleotide messenger RNA. RefSeq lists its product as uncharacterized. The transcript has a single exon. The record is from RefSeq and is a predicted model, not a curated record. NCBI's taxonomy places the organism in Eukaryota, Fungi, Ascomycota, Sordariomycetes, Glomerellales, Glomerellaceae. The annotation marks the transcript as partial.
AAUAUAUUAAUAAUAAGUAUUAUAAGGAUUAGUUUUAGCUUAGGUAAGGAAAUCGUUGCUCUAAGUAUAGUAAAAGUAGAGACGUAUUUCGGAACGAUAACUUUUUAUAUUUUACCUAUUAAUACCCUAUUUCUUUUAUAUUUAAAAGAUAUAGAUUAA